GCCGUGGACAUCAUAGAGAACUGAUGUGAUUUAAGAACUCUAGAACGACAAAUCUUAAGCUCGGCUUCGCCUGAAACGGAGAGAACCAUCCAGACGAGCAGUGUUGCAGUCAUGGGGGCGUCUCUGGGAGGCCACGUGAACGUCACCGCCGGGUGUCCCGUGAACGGCAGCGCUCAUCUGUUAGGCGUGCCUUACCUGACGAGACUCUCUCAUCUAGACAAAGAGACGUUAUAUGAGAACUUCUACGCUCUGUGGAUCACGCUGAUGGUGGUGAACACGCUCAUGUUCGUGGUGGGCGUGGUUCUCAACAGUCUGGCCCUCUACGUGUUCUGUCAGCGCAGUCGCUCGCGCACGACUCCCGCCAUCUACACCAUAAACCUGGCGGUGGCUGACCUGCUGGUGGCGCUGUCUCUGCCCGCCCGCAUCGCCCUGUAUCACAGCGGGGGCGACUGCGCUGCCUGUUUCUACGUCCACACCUUCAGUUAUUUCGUGAACAUGUACUGCAGCAUCUUGUUUCUCACCAGCAUCUGUGUGGACCGUUACAUGGCGGUGGUCCGCCCGUCCGGAGCGGCGGGCCGCUGGAGAAGCCCCGUGAUAGCCAAAGGUGUAAGCAUGUGCGUGUGGCUGUUCGCCGUGGUGGUCACCUACUCCCUGCAGACCUCCGCCCUGGAGUUCGGCGGCACGUCAUGUUGUCGUCUGGCCGUUCUCUUCGCCCUCACCCUGCUGGAGUUCGUGCUGCCGCUGCUGGUCAUCGUGGCGUUCACCGUGCGCGCGGCCUGCGCGCUGGCGGACGGCGGGCUCAUGCCGCAGAGCUGGGGGCGGCGCACGCGGGCUGUCAGGCUCCUGGUAGCCGUGCUGGUUGUGUUCACCGUGUGUUUUACGCCGUAUCACGUUCGUGAAGCUGUGGUGUACUUCCAGCUAGGGGGCAGCAGAGAACAGCACGUGGUGGCGUAUCACGUCACCAUCACCCUCAGCAGUUUGAACAGCUGCCUCGAUCCCGUGGUUUACUGCUUUGUGCCCGAUAGCUUCCGUUCGACACUACGUAGGGAUCGGAGAAAGAGGUUGACGGAGCACCCGAUGCCCGGAUCCGUGGUCAAAGGAAACAGGAGCCCCAAAGAGUCGGGAACGGCAGCGGGCGUUGGGUACAGCGUGGCUACGUUGACUCUAACACCCAAAGACAUCCCAGCCUGAAACAACACAAAUAAACAAACAAACACAAUUCAUAAACAGCUUAUUCACAUCCAUUUGUACAAAAAAAUCGAGCGA
Messenger RNA from Triplophysa rosa, 1266 nucleotides. Its product is annotated as G-protein coupled receptor 20. Gene Ontology annotation, biological process: positive regulation of Rho protein signal transduction; phospholipase C-activating G protein-coupled receptor signaling pathway. The coding region runs from base 112 to 1191 and encodes 359 amino acids. NCBI's taxonomy places the organism in Eukaryota, Metazoa, Chordata, Actinopteri, Cypriniformes, Nemacheilidae. Gene Ontology annotation, molecular function: G protein-coupled receptor activity. The record is from RefSeq and is a predicted model, not a curated record. The transcript is spliced from 2 exons. Gene Ontology annotation, cellular component: membrane.